Williopsis jadinii is the source of this 3919-nucleotide messenger RNA. RefSeq names its product leucine--tRNA ligase CDC60 (gene CDC60). Bases 353 to 3616 code for a protein of 1087 amino acids. The record is from RefSeq and is a predicted model, not a curated record. Gene Ontology annotation, molecular function: ATP binding; aminoacyl-tRNA deacylase activity; leucine-tRNA ligase activity. NCBI's taxonomy places the organism in Eukaryota, Fungi, Ascomycota, Saccharomycetes, Phaffomycetales, Wickerhamomycetaceae. The transcript has 2 exons. Gene Ontology annotation, biological process: leucyl-tRNA aminoacylation.
GCCAUAUAAAAGGCCCAACUACACGCAAUCAAUCGCUGUUUUCAUUCCAGUAGCAAAGACCCAAAGGGCUUAAAGCGUUUUCUGCUCAAAGUAAAGCAACACGUACAAUUCUUCAACCAAUUUCAAGGCGAAUUUGGUCGAGUGCUGCUAGUUAGAAGGAAAAUAAAGUGUCUGCCUACGCUCACAAGGUGAAAAAUUAUUGGCGGCGUGCUGUGAAAAAUUUAACGGCCAAAGCUGAAAAAAAUUGUCAAAGCGACAAAACCAUAGACGAAACCUUUCUUUAGACAAAGUCGUGUCACGCUAAUCUCCAAGGUUUUUACUUCCAGGUUUGUCUGUGUUGAUUAGUCUUAGAAUGACUGAAGCAAAGACCAUUGUUCUCGAGAACACUGCGAGAAGAGAUACCCUUAUCGGUAUUGAAAAGAAAUACCAGGCUCUCUGGGCUGAAGAGAAGCUCUUUGAGCAAAACGCUCCUACUUUGGAGGAGGAGAACGUCGAAAUCUCCAUCGAUGAGCUCCACAAGAAGUAUCCAAAGUUCAUGUCCUCCAUGGCUUAUCCUUAUAUGAACGGUGUCCUCCACGCUGGUCACUGUUUCACUUUGUCCAAGGUGGAGUUCAGCAUUGGUUUUGAACGUAUGAGAGGUAAGAGAGCAUUGUUCCCAUUGGGUUUCCACUGUACUGGUAUGCCAAUCAAGGCGUGUGCCGAUAAGUUGGUCCGUGAAGCUGAAAUGUUUGGUAAAGAUUACAGCAAUGUUCCAGCUGAGGAGGAGGAACCAGAGGCUGAGAAGCCAAAAGAACAAACGCCACAAGCCAAAUCUGAAGAUGGUAAGUUCAAAGGUAAGAAGACCAAGGCUGCUGCAAAGCAAGGUCGUGGUAAGUACCAAUUCGAGAUUAUGCUUCAACUCGGUAUCCCAAGAGAAGAGCUGUACAAGUUUGCCGACCCAUACUACUGGCUCGAGUACUUCCCACCUCUCUGUCAAAGUGACUGUGAGAAGUUCGGUGCCAGAAUCGACUGGCGUCGUUCCAUGAUCACCACUGAUAUGAACCCAUUCUACGAUCAAUUUGUUAGAUGGCAAGUUCAAAGAUUGAAAGAUAUCGGUAAGAUCAAAUUUGGUGAGAGAUACACCAUCUACUCUGAAAAGGACGGUCAACCAUGUAUGGAUCACGAUAGACAAUCCGGUGAAGGUGUCACUCCACAGGAAUACGUUGGUAUCAAAAUUCAAAUUACAGAGUUCUCUGAUCCAACCGUUGCUGAAUCUCUCGACAGCUCUAAACCUGUUUACUUAGUGGCUGCUACUUUACGUCCUGAGACCAUGUACGGUCAAACUUGUUGUUUUGUUUCUCCAAAGAUUGAUUACGGUAUCUUUGACAAUGGUAAGGAAUACUUCAUUACCACUGAGCGUGCUUACAAGAACAUGUCGUACCAAAAGAUCACUCCACAACGUGGUGAUUACAAGCCAACCGUUGUUGUCAGUGGUAAGCGUUUGAUUGGUUCUAAAAUCAAGGCCCCAUUGGCACAAUUCGACGAGUUGAGAGUCUUGCCUAUGGAGACUGUUCUCGCUACAAAGGGUACUGGUGUGGUUACAUGUGUUCCAUCCGAUUCCCCAGAUGAUUACAUCACCACCAAGGAUUUGCAGAACAAGCCAGAGUACUAUGGUAUCGACAAGGAUUGGGUUAGAGAUCCAGUGCCACUCAUUAAGACUGAGAAAUAUGGUAACAUGUGUGCUGAGUACUUGUGUAAGGAGCUCAAGAUUCAAUCUCCAAAGGAUUCCAUUCAAUUGGCUAAAGCUAAGGAGGCCGCCUACAAGGAAGGUUUCUACAGUGGUAUUAUGGAUGUCGGUCCAUACAAGGGCGAGAAGGUUGAAGUUGCAAAGCCAAAGGUUAAGGCUGAUUUGAUUGCUACCGGUGAGGCCUUUGUCUACUCUGAACCAGAGUCUCAAGUGGUUUCUCGUUCUGGUGAUAUCUGUAUCGUUUCUCUCGAAGACCAGUGGUAUGUUGAUUACGGUGAGAAGGACUGGAAGUCUCAAGCUGUUGAAGCUUUGGAAUCCAUGAACACUUUCACUACAGAGACAAGAAAUGGUUUCGAAGGUGUUUUAGACUGGUUGAAGAACUGGGCCGUUUGUCGUACUUACGGUUUGGGUACCAGAUUGCCAUGGGACGAAAAGUACUUGGUCGAGUCUCUUUCAGAUUCUACCAUCUACCAAGCUUAUUAUACAAUCUCCCAUUUGUUGCACACCGACUACUAUGGUAAAGACUUGGGCAAAUUCGGUAUCACCCCAGAGCAAAUGACAGCUGACGUCUUUGAUUACAUCUUUUUACGUAAGGAAGACAUCAAGACAGAGAUCCCAUUGUCUGCCUUGCAAACUUUGAGAAGAGAAUUCGAGUACUUCUACCCAUUGGAUGUUUCUAUCUCUGGUAAGGAUUUGAUUCCAAACCAUUUGACUUUCUUCAUCUACACUCACACUGCUAUCUUCCCAAAGAGAUUCUGGCCAGCAGGUAUCCGUGCUAACGGUCACUUGUUGUUGAACAACAACAAGAUGUCAAAGUCCACCGGUAAUUUCAUGACUUUAGAGCAAGUUGUGGAGAAGUUCGGUGCUGAUGCUUCUCGUAUUGCAUUGGCCGAUGCCGGUGAUACUCUCGAAGACGCUAACUUUGAGGAGGCCAAUGCCAAUGCAGCUAUUUUGCGUUUAACCACUUUGAAGGAGUGGGCUGAAGAUGCCGUGAAGAACAUCGACUCUUUCAGAGAUGGAGAGUUCAACUUCUUCGAUAUUGCCUUCGAGAAUGAGUUGAACGACUUGAUCGAACAAACUUACACCAACUACGAAUUGACUAACUACAAGACUGCCUUGAAGACAGGUUUGUUCGACUACCAAACAGCUCGUGAUUACUACCGUGAAGCAUCUGCAACUAUGCACCGUGAUUUGGUUUUGCGUUACAUUGAAACACAAGUCUUGUUGUUGACUCCAGUUGCUCCUCACUUUGCUGAUUAUGUUUGGAGAGAGGUCUUGGGUAAGAAGACCACUAUUCAAAGUGCAUCUUUCCCAAGAGCCUCAAAACCAGUUGACUACUCCAUCCUUGAAUCCUUGGAGUACAUCCGUGGUUUGUCUCGUUCCAUCCGUGAGACUGAGGGUACCUUGAUGAAGAAGAAGAAGGGCAAGGGUGCUGAUGUUGACCAGUCCAAGCCUGUGAAGUUAACAAUCUUCAUCUCCGAAAACUUCCCAGAAUGGCAAAACGAUUAUAUCGAGAUUGUGCGUGAACUCUUUGAGAAGCAAUCUCUUAAUGACAACGCUGUGAUAAAGGAGAAGGUUGGUAAGGACAUGAAGCGUGCUAUGCCAUUCAUCUCCAACUUGAAGCAACGUUUAGUUAAGGAAUCUCCAGAUGUUGUUUUCAACAGAGAAUUGAACUUUGACGAAGUUGCAACAGUUAAGACCGCCAUCGAGACUAUCAAGCGUGCUGCUUCUGCAUUCAAGGUGCACGACGUGCAAGUCAUUUCGUUCAAGAACGGUACUAGAGUCGGUACUGAUAUCUUCACUGGUGAAGAGGUUCCUAUCACUAUCACUGGUAAGAUCAUUGACAGUGCAGUUCCUGGCCAGCCAGGCUUGGUGAUGGAGAACAUCUAGACACCUCAGAUCCUUUGGUACAUAGAGUAUGCUUUCUGGUGUAAUGAAAGUUUUAUUAAAGCAAGCCAGUACAGUGUAGGAGAGUACCACUAGUUAUUUAACAGCUAUGUAUACAGCCAUGGUCAUAUUUGAAGCAAGUAAUCUGUCCAUUACCCAACUAAUUAUAAUCAGAAUCUGUUUGGCGGGCUACAUACAGUUUAUCCUUUGUACUUGCGACUUGUUGGUGGUGAUGACCUGUCUAUCGGCAACGGCUUUGAGCAGAUACGCUGUUGCAGACCUUAUUUCUGCAGUAGUUCACGCAUU